GCCAAGUUGGCGGCGGCGUGCGCUGGUAUCAUCUACUUCUUGACAUACGUCCCGUGCAUGUAUCUGGCCGUCCGCGAGGAGACCGCCAACGAUAAGAUACCGUUUUGGGGCAAAACUCUGGCCUCAUUCCUGUCGACCACUGCGUUCGGAAUGGGCGCCAAGUAUUUCGCUUUUUACGAAGAGGUGGGCGUCGGUGUCCAGUGGUCUAACAUCGCCACCUCUCCCGUCGAGGACGACGAGUUCACCCUUUGGAAUGUGAUCAAUAUGAUGGUCUUGGAUGCGCUCCUAUACGGCACACUCGUCUGGUACAUCGAGAACGUCCAUCCGGGCACUUACGGCCUGCCGAGACCGUGGUAUUUCCCGUUCACCAAGAGUUAUUGGUUGGGAACACCCAUUGGCGACGACGACGUGUUCUGUUCGGGACUGGCGUUGGGCUCCAAGAAGUUGUCCGCCGAGCGGAAGAAGUCCCGCUCGAGGCCGCCCUCCGAGUCCAUCAAUUUGAAUGAUUUGAUUUACUUCGAGUCCGAACCCAUCAAUUUGACACUCGGUGUGUCUAUUCUUAAUCUGGUUAAGCGCUACACGAAGAGCACCCCUCCGGCCGUUAACAAACUGUCCGUCAACUUAUACGAGGGUCAGAUCACGUGCUUUCUGGGCCACAACGGGGCGGGAAAGACCACCACAAUGUCUAUACUGACCGGUCUGUUCCCACCCACGUCUGGCGAGACACACAUCUACGGUCUGGACAUCAAGACCGACAUGGAUGUGAUCCGACAGUCGAUGGGUAUAUGUCCGCAGCAUAACGUCCUCUUUGACGAGUAUGUGUUUCCCAUUGAGUUUCGCGACACAUAUAAUGCAAAAUUACUGACAGUUGAAGAGCACCUCUGGUUCUACUCGAGGCUCAAAGACGCCAACGGAGGAAACGGAGCCGACUUUGAAGAGGACAUCAAUAAAAUGAUAUCCGACCUCUCGUUACCGAUAAAACGGGGUAAAACUGUUGAGAGCCUAUCGGGUGGUAUGAAAAGGAAGUUAUCGGUGGCCAUCGCCUUCAUCGGCGACUCAAAAGUGGUGAUUCUGGACGAGCCGACCGCCGGUGUCGACCCGUAUACCCGACGUGCCAUUUGGGACUUAAUACUCAAGUACAAGAGCACCCGAACGAUACUACUGUCCACUCAUCACAUGGACGAGGCGGACGUGUUGUCCGAUCGCAUAGCCAUACUGUCCAACGGGCAGAUCAAGUGCUGCGGGAGUCCGCUGUUUCUGAAGCACAACUUAGGCGAAGGCUAUCACUUGAUAUUCGUGAAGACACCCGACUACCGGACCCAUCACACGGGUGGCUCAGCCGAUCCGCCAUCGCUCGAAGUGCAAGCAUUUGUCCAGAAGUACGCGCCGACCAGUAAAUACCUCUUCGAGACCCGCGAAGAGAUUCACUUCAUUCUGCCUAACGUUGAGCUCAAGAACUUUGUCCGCCUCUUCUCGGCGCUCGAGAAUCACCGCAAUCUGUGCGCUCUCAACGUCCAGACGUUUGGCCUUAAGAACACUACUCUGGAAGAGAUAUUCCUCAAAGUGGCGUCCAAUUGGAACUUCAAUGUAUUGAAGACAACGUUUCAACAGAACCACAAACGGACGCAUUCGUGGGACAAACCGUCGACGAGUGCCGCCGCGGCCGCAGCUUCUUCGGCGGCUGUCAACUCUCACCCGUCGGCCAUUCAUUACGACUCGGGCUUCAAAGUGGAGAACCGGGAGUACAUGAAAAUGCCGACCGCGAAAGUGGAGUGCAAACGGCGGCUACUGAUGAACCAAUUCUCGGCCAUUCUGUUCAAGCGGUGGUGCUGUACGAAGAGGAACUGGAAGGGCCUGUUCUCGCAGAUACUGUUGCCGGCGUUCUUCGUCUGCGUGGCGAUGAGUGUGGCCUUAAUAGCGCCCAAAUCGCAAGAUCUGCCGGCGCUGGUCCUGUCGCCCGCCCACUACUACAACUACACCCAACACUUGGGCGGCACUGUUAUGCCCUACGACGAGAGGGAUUGGGAUCCCAAACACCCGCACCAGUCGGACAACAUAUCUGACACAUUCCACUUGCCGUCGGGUGUGGGCGCCACGUGUCUGCUCAAGUUGUCGGACCCGGGAUUCGCUCACAAUUACACCCAACUAAGCGAUUACGAUCUCAUCUCGGAGUACCUCAAACUGAACGACGGCUGCACUUCAGUGCUGUUGCCCGGCGUUAAGCCCCGCAUAUUUUUGCCGGUGGCGCCCACCAGUCGGUCGCCCACCGUCACCACAACCCAUAGCCCACUACACAUGUACUCAGACAACUUGACCACAACAGCGCCGACACCGACGCCCCACUACUUUGACUAUUAUCCGUACUGUCAGUGCGCGGCCGACGGCACCGGCUAUAUAUGCGACGCCACGGGCUUUCAAAUGCCCCCCUCAUUCAAACUGAUCACCGGUGAUAUACUCAUCGACGUGACGGGUGUCGGUCGCGGCGAUCGGGAGCACCUCUACUACAUCACCACAACCGNUUUUAUCCCUCUAUAA
Medioppia subpectinata is the source of this 2535-nucleotide messenger RNA. The record is from the annotation of a GenBank genome assembly. NCBI's taxonomy places the organism in Eukaryota, Metazoa, Arthropoda, Arachnida, Sarcoptiformes, Oppiidae.